CAGCAGCAGAACAGUAAAUUCCUGUGAAAGCUGACUGUAGGAGUGAGAGAGCUGGAGAGGGAACUUAGAGGGAGAAGAUAAGAGAACUGCUGAGCUGAGAACAUUACUUUUAUAUUUAGUACACUAUAAAAUAUCUACAGGAGGAAUCAGAGUAGAGGCACUAAAACUGCUGUGGUGAAGAUUCAUCCAGAUACUUACUGAAGAGAUGAACCACAACGUUGCUGAUUCGGACUGUGAGAGCACAGAGCCUCUGAGGUAUCUCAGUCAUGGAGACGGAGUUGCUGAGGGACUAUCGGUUUGGGCAGCAGCAGCUGACAGAGAUUUUGGGACAUGCGUGUGCUGUUGCUAUCACUAAGGCCUUCCCACUGGGCACUCUGGGUAAGAGGCAGCCCACUGUGCUGGUGGUGUGUGGACCUGAUCAGAACGGCUGCAUUGGUCUGUCCUGCGCAAGGCAUUUGAGAGUGUUUGAGUACAUGCCAACUGUCUUCUACCCAAAGCGCUCAGCGAACAGCCUGCAGCAGGACUUCACUGUGCAGUGUGAGAGAAUGGACAUCCCAUUCCUGUCCUACCUUCCCACAGAGGUACAGCUUAUAAACGACGCGUAUAACCUGAUUGUGGACGCAGUGCUGGGUCUGGAAACAGAGCUGGGAGAAGCUGAAGAGCCUUUCACCAACAUCAUACUCACCCUUCAAGGAGUCAAAAUCCCAAUUGUCAGCUUAGACAUCCCAUCAGGCUGGGACAAUGACAAAUCCAGUACAGACGGCAUCAGCCCUUCUGUCCUCGUCUCACUUAUGGCACCAAAAAAGUGUGCCCUCGGCUUCUCUGGAACACAUUUCCUGGCUGGACGCUUCCUGCCCUACGACAUUCAGAAGAAAUAUGACCUUAAUCUUCCCAAGUUCUCUGGGACAGACUGCAUAACUGAACUACAAUAAUUAUUCUGUGAUCGUGCCAGCUUUUUUCCUACCUGGAGUUUGUGUCUGUAGUUGUUAAUUAUUCACACAAGUAAAAGAAAACAAUAAAAAGUAGUUUUAAA
Astyanax mexicanus (Mexican tetra) is the source of this 1033-nucleotide messenger RNA. Its product is annotated as yjeF N-terminal domain-containing 3. The transcript is spliced from 6 exons. The record is from RefSeq and is a predicted model, not a curated record. Gene Ontology annotation, molecular function: NAD(P)HX epimerase activity. Bases 267 to 932 code for a protein of 221 amino acids. Gene Ontology annotation, cellular component: mitochondrion. NCBI's taxonomy places the organism in Eukaryota, Metazoa, Chordata, Actinopteri, Characiformes, Acestrorhamphidae.